AUGAUGCGUAAUCGAAUAUCAAUGACCGAGUUGAGUUAUCCUCCAACAGGUGUGGACAAAUCUGCGCCAGACGACAUCCGACUCCCGCCUUGUCAGCCUCAAUCUGCUCUCGGAUGAAAAAUAAACAGAGCCAUUGUUAAAGAUUGACUUUUUUUCUUUUUUUUUAAAUAAAGGAGGUUAUUCAUCCUUUCUCAUUUUAAUAAACAAACUUUACUGAAAUCAUUGACAGGGCUCUGAAAAUAAGAUCUGGGAAACAUUCAACAUUUCUGAUCGCGGCGCCCAACUGUUGCAGUUUCUUUACAAGACAAUUGCUCGUUACACAUCCCGGAUAAAAAAAGCUGGAGGAGGCCAACUGCCGUUUGAUUGAUAAAAAUGCACCGGCGAGCACAGCCCGGAUCACAAAAACUGAGAAAAUGUUUCCAGUUCUCUGCUUCCUCUUUUCUUAUUUUCAAGAUGAAAAAAUGAUCAGCAGAUGAUCCUUCAGGAUUGGGAAACUUCAAUAGUUUCAAUGGAAACUCAAUUAGGGAUGAUGGCACUGAACAUGUAGAUUUCCUCUGUACCGAAAAAUCGGUGAAUAACUACACCUCUGAGUCUUUGAGAUUUACAAGAAAAGUAUUUUCUCGAGAUUUUCAUAUUUCUCAGAUGUCCACCGCCGUUGAGUUGAUAUUUUAUAUUCUUUUUAAAUUUUUUUUAGUCCUGAUUGAUUUCCGGUUCAAUUUCCAAAAAUUGCUAGUGAUCAAACCAUCGGAACGCUUUCCUUUUAUUUUCAAAUAAAAGCUUCAGCUUCUGGAAAUCACUUUUGCGACAACCGCUUGAUACACAUCCCUGAUAAAAAAGAUUUGAGAGGCCACCUGCCAUUUGAUUCAUCGAAAUGCACCGGCGAUAUUCGCCUCCUACACAAAAAAAAAAGAUUUUCUGUUCAUUCACCGUUUUUUUGCUGUGAGAUCGAAAAUGUAGAAAAGGCUCCAGUAUUUUAAUCUCCAACUUCCAUUCCUUCUUAAAAGUACUUCUUCUAAGCUGACUUUAAAUUUGAAAAGGAAGAAAAUUGCCACAAAAGUCCAACUCAUCCGUUCCGAGCAAGAUAUAACUUUUUCUGACUUUUCAGUAUUUUUCGAACAAUUCAUGACUUUCAAGUAAUGGUUAAAAGUCAAUAACGCUGAACUCAAAACGGUUUUUUUUUUCAUUCGGAGAGAAUUGGUUUCACUAAAAGUUCAAAUUUUUGAUAGUCAUAAAUGAAAUCUCCUCAAAUUGCUAGGUUUAUUAAAAAAAAAGAGAACUAUUUUACUACGCAAAAAAACUUCAAGUGCGAGUUUUAUGCUGAACAAUUGUUCGGUAGACAUCUCUGAUAAAAAAUAGCCGGAGGAGGUCAGCUGCCGUCUGGUUUAUCAAAAUGCACCGGCGAGCACUUUUCAGUACACAAAACAAAAAAAAGUUUGCCUGCGAUUCUCCGUUUUUUCUCUUGUCGGCAACUUUGUUAUCGAAGAUUGAAAAAGAAGAAGAAACAAGACCACGUUCGCUUCCUAUAAUUAGAUUUGCAUUAUUGUUUCGUGGGUUACCAUUGGAAUUUGAAAGCUUCAUUUUCAGUAGGACGCUGAAAUCGUAGAGUUUACCUGAGCAGAUAACAAUUUUACAGAAAAAAAUUUGAAAAAAUCUUAGUUUCCUUCAAAAAUUAAUGAAAUUCGAAGGAUAGAAAUUCUAAAAAGCAAUGAAAUGAGUGAGUCCAUUGCAGUAUUACCUAGUUAUACCUGGUCGACAACUGAUGGACUUUCCGGGAAAAAUUUUUCAAAAUUUGGCAAGGGCUUUUUUGAAUCUUCCUGAAAUCUUAAAGAAAAAAUUUUUUAUUUUGUUAUUAAAAGCCAUCAAGUGCCGGCGUUGGUUACUGAACAAUUUCUUGGAAUAGAUUUCUGAUUAAAAAGAGCAGGGGGGUCAGCUGCCGGUUGAUUGAUUCAAAUGCACCGGCCAGGCUUCCCAGUACACAAAACAAAAAAAAGAUUGCCAGAUCGCCGUGGGUUUCAAGUUUCUUUCUACUGGGGGAUUCUUUUCCUGAGAUUCGGUAAGAACUAAGAAGAUCAGGCAAUCGGACUUUCAACUUUUACAACAAAAGACAUGGUACUUCGUUCUUUUUCUGUUUAUUUUUGUCAAAAACUAGUUUUCUUGAAAUUUGAUGAGAACCUUUCUGGCCAAGUUAAAAUGGAAUAAUUGAACUUAAAUAGGAACAACUCCAACACUUCAAAUGUUUCCAUCAGAAAUGAAUAUUUUUGUUAUCUCAGGGAGACGCUACAUUUGAGAAAAAUUCCAAAGCUGAGAGUUUUAAAAAGGAUAGAAAUUUUAAAAAAAGCAAUAUAUUCACAAAAACGUCUUUUUUAGACUUCUAGUUUAUCAAGGAUUCAUUCUCCAAAGCUUUUAAUGAAAAAAUUUUUUUUUUGAGAAACCAGUUUUUUCAUUUGGUUAAACAUUUUAAAUUGAGGUUAAAACUCUGAAAAUUCUAUUCUUUCAAGUUUUUUUGUUUCUUAAAAAGCGAAAAAAUCUAAUUGUUUCCGGGAAACGUUUACUUUUUUUUUUUGAUUGAUGCCUCUAAGUGUUCUGGCUCCGUUAAAAACAGUGGCGCCGUCUCAAUUGCUGAAAAAAAAAGCUGAAAGGUCAGCUUCUAUCUUAUCAGACGAUUUGCCCGACGGGCACUACCAAGAACGCGAAUGAUGAAAAUCUGCUUUGUUGUGUCUGCCAACUCAUUCUCCUUUUGGUCAGGAGAGCAUUAUCUCUGAUAAUCUCAUGGGCCAGGAAACACGAAUUUUCGAUGGUAUGAAAAACCAGCGACUUUUCCGAUUUUUUCCUAUUGCAAGGGAACUUUUCGACGAAUCUUUUUCCGACUUUUUUCCCUUAUUUUUUCCGUAUAACAAACCAUCUAUUAAAACUUUUUUUCAAUUUCUUUGUGUUCAAAUCAUAAAUCAACUACCUACUUUAUAUAGGAAGAAAUGAAACAAAAAGUUAGAAAGUCGGAUAGGAUCAGUGGGAAACUUCUCCGUCGGAUAGUUCCCUAGCGAUAUGAAAAAAUAGGAAGUUGCCUUUUGAAUUUUUGUUGGUUUUUUUUCCGUACCACCAAUUAUACUUUGGAACUCUAAGGGUCCCUAUAGGGACAACCUUAAGGGCCCUUGGAGGCUAGAAACCACUUUACCAACCCCGUGUUUAGGGUCCUAUAAGGAGACAUGCUAUUCAAUAAAUGUUAUGAACUCUAAGCGAAAGAGCAUUUCUAUGGUAAAAGCUGAAUAAAUAAGCGUUUUCUUUUUGAAUAAAAUAGAGAGAGACCCUAUAAGGUCUACUCGAGCUUCAGCAGCUGAGGGACCAGACCCUAAACCCCUAUAAGAACCCCCACAAUUUCACCUCUAAAGCGACGACUUUUUCAGCCCCCGGUUGUCGCCCCUUCAGGGACCACUCUGGAUUUCCGAAGUAUAGCAAGUUUUUAAUUCAUUUUUUUUUCUCCAGCUCGAUUAUGCAUCUUUUUCAGUGGACAGCUUGGUGUGAAAGGGAUUAUCGAACUGUGAAAAAGCGUCUUCUUUCAAUGAAUCUUAUGCUUCCUUGAUAUUUUUCCUGAAUUCUUUCCAUAUCCGGAUUGAUCAGCAUUGAAAGACCUUGAAGCAAUUUAAGAUCAGCUCUUCAUCGACCUCUUUCACUGAAACUUUAUUAAAAACAUUUUCAACCCGAGGACGAAAAUUUCGUUAUCUUUUUGAAAAAAUUCGUAGGCUGUUCUCCAAUUAUUGAGCAACUUUAUGGAUGCGAUAAAAAUUAUCUUCUGAUCAUAUUUCUUUGUUGAUUGGGCCAUUCAGAUCAGAAAGAAACAUCCUGCUUGAUAAUAUCCUUUUGCAGACCUUCAAUGGCUUUUUGAUAAGCUCAUCGGAAACGAACGAAAAUUGCAUCCUCUUUGGGUAACUUUUUAUUUUUUCCCUAUAGACUGAUGACGCCUAAAAACCUUUUUUCUUCUUUUCAAUAGUUGGAAUAUUGAGCUUUUCGCUUUCUCAAUCUAAGACACAAAACCUUUUAUUCUGAAAAAAGUUUUUUGUUAGACGUUUCCAGGAAGGGGAGGAGCGAACAGGCUUGGCCCCGCCCAUUCGGAACGGGCGAUACGUGAAACGUUCCAUUGCAGCGAUCCGUUCCUCAUCCGCCUCCAAUCGAAUCAUUUUUCUCUUUAUUUCAUUUUGGCAUCCUUUUUCAUUCUUUAGGCUCCCAAACUUUUCUAAUACUUUUUUUUCGAACAAUUUUUUUGGACCUGAAAUCUCUUUUUUUCGUUUUGUUUUCUUAGAAAAAAAUAUGAAGUUUUUUUCAAUGAAAAAGAAAAAAAUUCUUCACGGAAAAAGCUUCACCCUUUUUUUCUAUUUUUUUCAGUUUUUUUAGAAAAAUUCUCGUGUUCUGUCUUCCGCGUCUGAUUGAAACAGAGAGGAGUUUUGAAAAAUUAAGUUUUUCAGAUUCGACUCUCGAAUGCUACCGAAUUCUGACCCUCAGGAGGGUCAGCUGCGGGAAUCGACUUUCGGGUCUCCGGCUGCUCGGGCGGUACGUUUUUUUUCAAACUAUAACUCUUCUUUUUUUCAUUCAUUUUAAAAUGAACUUGAUAAAAAUAUGGAUUUGAAAAAAAUAAGAUUAGGCCAAUAUAAAUGACCUGACUUAACAGGCGAUUCUCGGACUGCCGCUGCAGAGCUCAAACAAAUUACUUUCCUUUUUUUCAUCUCUUGAAAGCUGCGCGAAAAAGGAGUUUUCUUCAAAAAAACUUUUAAGGAAAUUCCUGAAAAAAAUGGGGGAGCAGGGUGGGUAAGGGGGAGAAAAAAAGCUUAUUACGAAAAAAACUUUUUAAACAGUUCUUGUCCCAUGUAAAGGCUUAUAAAGUUAUACCUUUAUAAAACUUUAUCUUAAACUUGAUGUUUAGAAUUAAACCUCCGUUCGAGAAACAAUGAGACCGUUUUUAUGGAAUAAUGAGAGAGCAACUUAUUGUUCACCAACUUUUGAAAUUAAAAAAAAAUUGCGGUUAAUAAGAAUAAAGCGAACCUAACGACUUCGUUUCAGAAAAUAAGACGAAGAUUGUGAAAAAAAAAUUGAGAAAGUAACUGCUCACAAAAUGAUACAACUUCUGAGAACUUGUCGAACUUCAAUAGAAAUAUAUGCACUUUGGAGUGCUAUGAAGAAAUUUAUUAUAACUUUUUGUCUAUCAGUCAAGUUGUGGCGUCUCAGAAACUUUUUUUUCGAACAGCCAUGACAAAUUACGGACUUUAAAGCGCCAAAGCUCGACUGAAAGACAGAGAGCGGGAAAAAUCGCUUGGGGAUUAGAUGCUGGGUGGUCUAAAUAAUGUCCCAGCUGACUGGGGUUUGUUCUCCAAAGAUUGAAAAUUGGAAACUCGCAGAUUGGUAGGCCUAGGUAAGAAACAGGAAAAAGAUUUUGCAAGACCCUAUAGGUCGAGGAAAAGCUCGUCGAAAGUUUUUUAAAGCGUUUAUUUCCUCUAUUCUUACGCUCGGAGCCGACGGCUUGCCACUGACGGCGUGGCAAAAUGGAAAAGAUUUUGUGCAUGUCCCCGUGACCAAGGUUCGAACCCUCAUCGCGGAAAUACUUUUCGCCGACUCAAAAAUUUUUUAUUCACGAUUCAAACAUAUAUAGAACAUAAAGGGGCCUCGUUUUCGCAGAGUUUCAUCACAUACUUUUUUUACAACUGAAACACUAGUAGUCUCAAAAAACAUGGGUUUAAAAACCGUAGAAACUCCUGGAAAGCAUGAGAGUAGUUUAUUUCCUAUUUCAAAAUUUUUCUAAAAAAAAAUUUGAAAUUAUACGACAGAUGUAGUCAUGAACAGGCCAGAAUUUUUUUUCAAAAAUAUUCGAACCACAGUUCUAGUUUUGACUGUGCGCAAGACCACUACCACUUCACCAUCCCGUCAGUUGUUGGCUGGAGAUUACGAGUGCUGGAUUACAUCCUCUGAGCUUCGAUGAGCCUUUCUCGGCCUCUUGAAAAGUCCAUCUUAUUUUUACUUUUGUUCUCGACUACUCCAUACUCGGCCCACCAACCUUCCAAUUUUCAUUUCUCAACUUUUUAUCGAUAGUAGACUUGAAAUAGCGCUUUUUUGUCAUAAAAAACUUCCUUCAGUGAAAAUUUUUCGGCAAAGGAACAAUUUUUGAGGCACCAGAAGAAGAUUCGGAAUGUUUAAACCUGCUAAUGUCCUAGUUACUGAGAAAAGACAGCUCAACGACGAAGAAAACCCAAAAAAAAACGCUUCAAAUCGGCUAUUUUGGGCUUAAGGCCACUAUUUCUUGAAAAUAAGAAGUUUUGCAGAUUGAUUUUGGGUUGAACUAUGAAGUUCAACAUGUGAAGGAUUUUUUUCACAAUUUUCCCGAAACAAAUUUUUAUUGGAUUAUUGGCAAGAAAACUUUAGAACUAUAAACUAUAAGUACAAUCAAAGAAAGUUUUUUCAAAUAAUAUAUGAAUCAUACUUUCUCAGGAAAAAUCGAGCUACCGGAGUGCUACUCCAACUAAUCCCCUAUAAAUGUGCAACAGUUUGGUCGUUCGAACUUCAGCGUUUUGGAACGAUCGAUUUGUUCGUUAAAUUUUCAUUUUUCUUCGAAAGUUGCUUUUUCUCAGGGCAACAACCGCAUCGGUUGGAAGUCAUAUCGACUUCGAAUUUAUCGGAUUUGAAAACAGAUUUGGCUUUUCUUUCAAAGUUAAGGUGAGUGAACUUUAAAUGACGAAAUGGACUCUUUUUUUAUGACUUCUACUUCAUAAAACUCUGCCCAUAUAAUGAUUUUGUCUUUUUAGAGGAUACUCAAAACGUUCACAUACAAGCCGCCUGGCAUAUUGGCCGCAACACUUAAGCGAUAUGAAAUACUGGUUGGUUUAUUUGCUAGAGCACUUUUGAAAUUAUGGCUUGUGUCUAGAUUGAAACAGAGCUGCGAAUGAGUCCAUUGGAAAAAUUUUUGCGGCUUGGGUAUACCAUCAUUCAGCACGACGAUUUGGGACCAAUAUUUGCUGAAAAUUCGGUUAUUUUAUUUUUCAACUUUUAAGAAAGCUAUUGUUUUCAGUCAAACAAAGGACAAACAAAAGUCAAAGUUUUUAAGAAUAGAGAGAGAGUCAGUUCAAUUGAGAUUUUUUGUUCAUGUCAAUAUUUUGAUACACGCAUGGCAAAAAUACAGGUAAAAAAAGAUAAACUAUAUGAGUAGCUUGGGCGCACUUUCAAUAUUACUAAAAUCCAAAAAAGAUUUUUGAUCAUUUAUCUCAUUUAUCGAAAAAUUUGUUUUUCAUUUUGAAGGGUACUGAAAAAAAAACAAUUUCCCAGUUUUUGAACAGCAAACUUAUCGAACUUACUUGGACUUUCUUCAUUUUUUCCCUUUCACGAUGAAGAAUCUUCGAGGCACUGAGAAAUCUUUGUAAAAUCUUUUCAAGAUACGAAUCAUGAGGUUUUUCUUGAUUUUUCCUCUCAUAGCUUGAAAAAGGAGAAAAUUGGUUGACAUUGAUUUGAUUCUUAGGGUUUAUCAAUUUUCAGAUUCGCCUAGAGCAGGAUCAGAACUCUGGAAAAAUGGAGCUGUUUUCCUAUCUGCACAAGAAGAUAUUAGUGAGACUGGGAGUCCGAGUGAAAACUGUGCCGAAGGCGGUCAUCGACAGCAACGCAUCGAUAACAGAGAUAGAUGAUUGCUGCGUGUUCGUAAUCCUCAAGAUCCUCGCGACCGUCGAGGUUCAUUUUUUUUCUCAUUGGGCUCUUCAGUUAAGAUCGAAUGAGAAAACUUAAAAGUGAAAAAUCCCAUUUUUAAUUUUCAGCCUAGUUCAUCGCAAAGUUAAAAUGAUCCUAUCGUCGAUUGCCAAUACUUGACGUUUUCUUUUAAUUCUUUCUUCUCUAAUUAGCUAUAUCAGCUACAAAGUUUUUAGAAAAAAAUCGACUUUAUUUAUAGAGUUUCUACAGCCAAAAAAAUGGGACAAAUAUUGUGAAAAAAACACUUAAUUUUAUCAGUUUUGUAAAUUAUUUCUUUGAGUUGUGUUAGGGAAGCUUCAAGAAAGAGAAAAGGAAAAAGAAAUGAAAUUAAACUUGAAAAAAGGCUGAAAAACCAAAGAUAUUUUUUUUGGCAAUCAUUCAAUUUAACAGUUUUGGUUUUUCGCUUCAAAGUGUUGUUUUAUAACUUUUUUUUUGGGGAAAUCUGAUUUUAUUAAAACAUUUUUUGCAGUAUAUACAAAAGAAACGCGAAGUCCAGAAGAAUGUGAGUUUUCACAAACGUCAGAAAAAAAUAAUACUCAAAAAUAUAUUUCAUAAUAGAAAAAAAUAACAAAAUAUCAUCUUUUUUUCAAUUUUGAAAAUGACAAUUUUUGGAACAAUGAGCAAAAAAAGUUUUUCUUUCCAAAUUUCAAGGUUUAAAUAAAAUAUCUCACUCUUUUCUCAAAUUUUCCGUUUUUUUGAACUGUUGCAAUAUUUGUUUCACCAUUAUUCUUAAAACUCUGGUAAAUUUGUUAAUGAUGCUGAAGUUGGUUCUCUAAUAGGCCAUUCUGACUUUUAUCUGUCAUUCACCUUCGUCAGCCAGAAUUAUCAAAGAAUCACGUCUCAGACUCGCCAGGAGGAUCAGCUUCAAGACAACACGUCUCCGAAAAGUUCAGCGGACCAAGGAACGCCGUCUCACAUUGGAGAAAACGUUGGCGCUCAAAGCACCGGGAUGUGCGUUUGGAAAGAGUCAGAAAAGUUUCCGAAGCCAUUGGAACAAAAAAUUUUGUUGCGUUCCUCUUCCGCCUUAUUCUUUAGGCUCCCAAACUUUUCUAGUUUUUUUUUCGAACAAUUUUUCGGGGACAAAAACUCGAAAAAUGUUUGCAACCAGAAAUCUCUUUUUUUCGUUUUAUUUUUUUUGAGAAAAAAUAUGAAGUUUUUAUAAAAAGAAAAAAAUCUACACUGUAAAGCUUUACCCUUUUUUCCAAUUUUUCAGUUUAAAAAAAAUCCUCGUGUUCUGUCUUUCGCGUCUGAUUGAAACAGAAAAAACACUUAGAAUAACUGACGAGAUAAACGCAAGGUCGGUGGCGGUACAUUGAACUCGCAAAAAUGUCGUUUUUUUUUAGGCGCGAUCUCGCAUUUAUCUUGCAUUUCAGAAAAUUUUCGAAUUGCGAGAAAAAAAAGCGAGAUGUUUGCGAGCUCGUCAAUGUACCGCCAGCGUCUCGCGUUUAUCUCGGCAGUUAUUCUUAGUGGAGUUUUGAAACAUUUUUUCAGAUUCGACUCUCGAAUGCUACCGAAUUCUGUCCCUCAGGAGGAUCAGCUGCGGGAAUCGACUUUCGGGUCUCCGGCUGCUCGGGCGGUACGUUUUUUUUUUCAAACUAUAACUCUUCUUUUUUCAUUUCUUUUUGAUGAAUUUGAUAAAAAUAUGGAUUUGAACUUCAAAAAUCUUUGCAUCGUUGAUAACGGCUGCAAUAAAAAUCUCUAAGCCUAUCCUUUUUGAUGGCUAAUUGUUCCGUUGAUGAAUUGGCUAGUUUUUAACAAACUAGGAUAAUAGAUUGUCAGUAUAAGGACAAAACGGAAAUGUUGACUAAUUUUUCGAAGUUUCGUACCAGUAUUGAGACGUAGAUGUAAACUUUUGUAAGCAAUAAAAUUUUCUAAGCUUAUCCUUUUUUGAUAGCCUAUAUGUUCUCGACUACUCUUUACUCGGCCCACCAACCUUCAAAUUUUCAAUUCUCAACUUUUUAUCGAUUGUAGACUUGAAAUAGCGCUUUUUUGUCAUAAAAAACUUCCUCUAGUGAAAAUUGGUCGGCAAAGGAACAAUUUUUGAGGCACCAGAAGAAGAUUCGGAAUGUUUAAACCUGCUAAUGUCCUAGUUACUGAGAAAAGACAGCUCAACGACGAAGAAAACCCAAAAAACGCUUCAAAUCGGCUACUUUGGGCUUAAGGCCACUAUCUCUUGAAAAUGAGAAAGUUUUGCAGAUUGAUUUUGGGUUGAACUGUUCAACAUGUGAAGGAUUUUUUCACACUUUUCCCGAGACAAAUUUUUAUUGGAUUAUUGGCAAGAAAAACUUUAGAACUAUAAACUAUAAGUACAAUCAAAGAAAGUUUUUUUCAAAUAAUAUAUGAAUCAACUUUCUCAGGAAAAUCGAGCUACCGGAGUGAUAAUCGGAUUCCGUGACUGUGCAAUAAUUUGGUCGUUUGAAAUUCAACGUUUUGGAGAGAGGAUUUUGUUUGGUCAACUUUUACUUUGAUUUUAACGCUGAUUUUUUUCAGAAAAACAAAACAGAUGGCAGGAGACUACAUCGAAUUUGAAUAUGAAAAAGUGGAUUCGAAUUUUGGCUCUUUUUUUAGAAUUGAGGUGUGUGAACUUUAAAUGACAAAGUGGACACUUUUUUUUAUGAUUUCUACUUCAUAAAACUCUGCCCAUAUAAUGAUUUUGUCCUUUUAGAGGAUUCUCAAAACGUUGGAAUACAAGCCGCCUGGCAUAUUGGCCUCAAAAUCCAAUGAGACCUAUGGUUUGCUGGUUGGUUUAUCUAGAGCUUUUUUAAAAUUAUGGCUUGUGUCUAGAUUGAAACAGAGCUGAUAAUGAGUCCACUGGAAGAUUUUUCGCAGCUUGGGUAUAUUAUUUUCCAGCACGACCAUCUUGGACCAAUAUUUGCUGCAGAUUUGGUUUUUUUAUUUUUUUAUUUUUCAGCAAACGAUUAUUUUUGAUUGUAACGUUUAAUAAUAGCGUAAGAGUCAGUUUGUUGAGAUUUUUGUUAUGGCAAUAUUCUGAUGGACGCAUGGGAAAAAACAAAAAAAAAAACAGUUAAAGCAGGUUCAACGGAAACUCUAUGAAGUUGCUUGAGCGCAAAUUCAACAUUACUAAGAUCUAGAAGAGAUUUUUUUGAUCAUUUAUCUCAUUUAUCGAAAAAAAUUUGUUUUUUUCUUCCUAAAGAGUACUGAAAAAAAUUCCUAGUUUUUGGAAAAAAAUUGAGUGAAUAUUGAUUCGAUUCUCAGGAUUUCUCAAUUUGGCAGUUUAGCGGGAUCCAAACUCUGGAAAAAAAUGGAGCUUUUUUCCUAUCUGCACAAGAAAAUGGCAGUGAGAGUGGGAGUCCAAGUGAGAACUUUGCCGAAGACGGUCAUCGACAGCAACGCCCCGAUAGCAGAGAUAGAUGAUUGCUACGUGUUCGCAACCGUCGAGAUCCUCGGGACCGUCGAGGUUCAUUUUUUUUCUCAUUGGGCUCUUCAGUUAAGAUCGAAUGAGAAAACUUAAAACUGAAAAAUCCCAUUUUUAAUUUUCAGCCUAGUUCAUCGCAAAGUUAAAAUGAUCCUAUCGUCGAUUGCCAAUACUUGACGUUUUCUUUUAAUUCUUUCUUCUCUAAUUAGCUAUAUCAGCUACAAAGUUUUAGAAAAAUCGACUUUAUUUAUAGAGUUUCUACAGCCAAAAAAAUGGGACAAAUAUUGUGAAAAACACUUAAUUUUAUCAGUUUUGUAAAUUAUUUCUUUGAGUUGUGUUAGGGAAGCUUCAAGAAAGAGAAAAGGAAAAAGAAAUGAAAUUAAACUUGAAAAAAAGGCUGAAAAACCAAAGAUAUUUUUUUUGGCAAUCAUUCAAUUUGACAGUUUUGGUUUUUCGCUUCACAGUGUUGUUUUUAUAACUUUUUUUGGUGAAAUCUGAUUUUAUUAAAAACAUUUUUUUGCAGUAUAUACAAAAAGAAACGCAAAGUUCAGAAGAAUGUGAGUUUCACAAACGUCAGAAAAAUAAUACUAAAAAUAUAUUUCAUAAUAGAAAAAUGACAAAAUAUCAUCUUUUUUCAAUUUUGAAAAUGACAAUUUUGGAACAAUGAGCAAAAAGUUUUCAUUCCAAAUUUCAAGUUCAAAAUAAAAUAUCUUACUCUUUUCUCAAGUUUUCGGAAUUUUUGAAUUGUUCCAAUAUUUGUUUCACUAUUAUUUUCGAAACUCUGUUAAAUUUGUUAAUGAUGCUGAAGUUGGUUCUCUAAUAGGCCAUUCUGACUUUUAUCUGUCAUUCACCUUCGUCAGCCAGAAUUAUCAAAGAAUCACGUCUCAGACUCGCCAGGAGGAUCAGCUUCAAGACAACACGUCUCCGAAAAGUACAGCGGACCAAGGAACGCCGUCUCACAUUGGAGAAAACGUUGGCGCUCAAACUACCGAGAUGUGCGUUUGGAAAGAGUCAGAAAAAUUUCCUUGUAAAGUGGACGAUUUGAUGAAAAAAAGCAGAAGUCAAUCGGAUUUGAUUCCUGUCUCGAUAAAGCUCUCGUUACCUAUCUGAAUAGUUAUUAAGCGUUUUUAAUAUCGCAAAGAUGUGACCAGUCGAUAACGACUUUUGAAUCUUUUCGAACUGACUUUUUUUCAAAGUUUUCUCAUCUCUCUUUUCAUUUCAUUUCAGCAUACGCCCGCUUGCCGUUUAUGGUGUCCCGGGCGGAUGGUUUCCAGGGCGCGAAGCGCAUGAAAGACAUGGUCAUUCUUCUCACCGCAAAGACGAGGUCAUUGUUGCUGGGUUUUUGUAAGCCUAAUAUCUGAAACUGAACGUUGAACUACCCGCGAAAUUGAUGAUUAUCUGAAACUAUUAAUUUAGCGAAGAAUUCGGAAAAUUAUUACGUUUAUAGAAUCAAUCCUCCCCGACUUAAAGGGCGAGAUGGGUAGAUUGGAAAAGGUGGAGCUUUGUGUACCCGAUGCGGCUGUUUGGCGGGAAGCUUUACAUAACUAUGAAACUAUGAAAUUUUUGAAAAACUGUCGAAAAAGGAGAAAAAAACGUUGGCUCGCUUCUGACCUCGAGCUCACCGUCGAGAGUUGCGUCGCCAAUCUUGCCAUCCCAGCCGGGAAAAGUUCUCUGUAAUUUUUAUUACACUUUUGUAAGCAAUCAAGCGAAAUCGCAAAAGAAGAUGGAUGAGUUUUUCUACUGUACUCCCUUCAUUCGAGCUAUCUUGCAGGUGGCUCCGAGUAAAGAAUACUCUCCGCUAGAUGAGUUCAUGAAAACAAUGAAUGAUUCGUUGUUUCGCGAGAUGUUCGCCUACGUUUAUCCUGAGCUUUACCCUCAGUUGGGCGAGAUCGACCGAAAAGUAGGUUUUUUUCGUUGGCGAUCAAAAACUUCAAGUGCUAGAAAAAUACGAUUUUCUUUUCACUCAAAUUAAUUCUUCUUGAGAAAAUGAUGAUACGAAUAAUUUUAAUGGAAAUAAAAAAACCGCAAGAGAAAAAAAUUAAAACUGUGAUAUUUUUUUGAAAUUGAAGUCCAUGUCUUUGACCAACUUAAAAAGAAAAAAAGUUCAGGUAUCUAAAUUAACAAAUAAUUCCGUUCGGGCUCGAAAAAAAAGGUUAAAAAUUUCUCGUAAAAAAGUUUUUCGGGAUCGUUUUUUUCCUGCCGCUAAAAGAUUCAGAAUUGGAGUUUGAAAAUGAAGAAGGCUUUGGGUUUCAAACUAUUUUUUUCAAAAAAAUUAUUUUGCAUAGCAAAAAAACUUUUUUUCAAAUUUCACAUUCUGUUGAAUUUUCAUAUGGCCAACUCAAAAGUUGUCGUUUUCGGAGUGGCAGAAUCUACCAAAAAGUCGAUAGAAAGUUGAUAUGGCAUGUCUCAAAAAUUAUCAAAAAGUAUUAGCGAAAUCAAACUGGUUUACGGUUUUUUUCAGCUCAGUAAAAAAAUUCGAGUUUCAGCGAGCUUUUCAUUUUGUAUAACAAUUAUCUUUUGUGACAUCAUUUUUCUUUUUACCAGAAAAUUAAAAUUAUUUCCCUUUAUUAGAAACAUUUUUUUCAGUGUGACCCAUUAGUUCUAACCUCACCACUUUUUUGUUAUUUUUUUUAAGAGAGCCGAACGACAAAAAGGAGAGAGAUCACCGAGCGUCUUAUGAGUGGGCUGAAGAUCGAGGUUCCAGCGUAAGUGUAGAUUGUAGAUGGGGUCCCCAUUGGAAAUUGAAAAGGAAUGUCCUCUUUGCGGUUGGAAACUUCCUGUAAUUUUUUUCAGAAGAAACCCCAAAAAUCUGGCGGUUUUGGGGCUUCAAACCCUUACCUCUCAAAAAUCAAAAAGUUACAGAUUGAAACUUUCAAAUUUUUUUCCGAUUUGAAAAAUUAAAAGACAUUAUUAUAGACUUUCGGAGCCGGACCCGACAGGAGCAGAUCAGGAUAUGCUCCUCGUGAAACCUUGAACCAUCAUGUGGCUCACGGAGCGGUUUCUCAUCAACAGGUUCGUUCUGAAGAUGUCAAAAAGGUUGGCUUUCUUAUGGUUCGAAGGGUUUUACUAUUAAGAUUAUAAAAAAAUUCUUACAGAACUAUUUGGACUGUCCCGAGAGGAGCCGGUCUGGAUAUGCUCCUCGGGUCGAUGAGCGAGGCUUUGGCCCAGAUCCCUGCAAGCCGCCAAUGACGGAAAGAACUGGUUUCUACAUGGACACCUCGAACCGCCAUGAGGCUCACGGAGCGGUCGCUCAUCAACAGGUUCGUUCUGAAGAUGUCAAAAAAGUUUGUUAUUCACUAAUUUGAAGGAUUUUACUAUAAAAAAUCGUUACAGAACUAUUUGGACGGUCCCGACAGGAGCCGGUAUGGAUAUGCGCCUCGGGACGAUGAGCGAGGCUUUGGCUCAGAUCCCUACGUGGAGAUGAAGAUGGAAAGACCUGGUUUCUACAAAGAGACCUCAAACCGCUAUGUGGCUCACGGAGCGGUCGCUCAUCAACAGGUUCGUUCUGAAGAUGUCAAAAAAGUUUGUUUUUACUUGUUUGAAAGGUUUUACUGUAAAGAUUGUAAAUAAUCAUUACAGAACUAUUUGGACCGUCCCGAGAGAAGCCGGUCUGGAUAUGCUCCUCGAGUCGACGAGCGAGACUUUGCCUCAGAUCCCUGCAAGCCGUCAAACAGGAUGGAAGGAGCUGGUUUCUACAAAGACACCUCGAGCUACCAUGUGCCUCACGGAGCUGACGUUCGUCAACAGGUUCGUUCUGAAGAUGUCAAAAAAGUUUGUUAUUUACUAAUUUGAAGGAUUUUACUAUAGAAAAUCGUUACAGAACUAUUUGGACGGUCCCGACAGGAGCCGGUAUGGAUAUGCGCCUCGGGACGAUGAGCGAGGUUUCGGUCCAGAUCCCUGCAAGCCGCCCAUCAGAAUGGAAGGAGCUGGUUUCUACAAAGACACCUCGUACCACCAUAUGGCUCACGGAGCCGCCCUUCAUCAACAGAUACGUUCUGAAGAUGUCAAAAAAGUUUGUUUUUUACUUGUUUGAAAGGUUUUACUGUAAAGAUUGUAAAUAAUCAUUACAGAACUAUUUGGACCGUCCCGAGAGGAGCCGGUAUGAAUAUGCUCCUCGGGUCGAUGAGCGAGGCUUUGGCUCAGAUCCCUACAAGGAGAUGAAGAUAGAAAGACCUGGUUUCUACAAAGACACCUUGAACCAUCAUGAUGAUCAUGGCGCUGUUGAUCUACAGGUUCGUUCUGAAUAUGAGACAACUUGUUCAUUCUUUUCGAUCUCUGUCAAAUAUAUUCCAAUGAGAGAUCUCUUUAUUCUUGCAACAUUUUUUAGGAAGCCGACAACGGCGAUUAUCAGGAAAAUGAAGCGGCUGAUGAAAAAAAGGUAUAGCUGAUUCUUUAGCCCAGAUUAGAAAAAUGUUUUAAUUUCAAGAAUCGUGGUAACACAGCCAAUGCAGACAACAUCGAAUACGAUGCCUCUGGUGACUUUGCCGAUUUCGAAACCUUGAAUGUAAGUGUUAGAAAAAGCUUUCUUAGAGUAUGAAAGCAACCCAUUUUCUUCUUCCUGUGCAUUUCUUUUCCUACUAGUGAAAUAUUAAAAAAGAAAGCUAUUUCGAGCUAUUGUAUGGUUCAUAUGGGAAUAAGUUUCCCUUGCAAAGUGAUGUCUGAAGUUUGAAAAAAAAAACCUUUUUUUUUGAGGACUGCGAUAGCAGAGCCAAGGAAGAGAACUCGAAAAACGAAGCUUCUGAAGAUUUGACCAAAAUCGGAAGCUUGAACGUGAGUAAUCAGAACUAAUUGCUUUUUAAGUAUGCAAGUAAAAACAGAAAGUACCGUCAGAAAAAAAUACGAAAAAAACGGGGUUUCGGUCACAUAUUUAUUGUAAGAAAUUCAAUCUUCCUGAAACUUUCCGAAGUUACUGUUAUUUUAAAUAUACGUAUAGUUUCAGUUCACAGAAAAAAACCGCAGCUUCAGGAAAUUUGAGGAAAAUUGAUUUCUUUACAAGAAGGUUGUGACCGAAACGCCGUUUUUCGUAUCUUUUCUGACGACGCUGCAUUUUUUUCAAGAAAGAAAAUAGUAAUUCAAGCCCCAUUUCAGUUGAUUUGAAAGUAAGUGUCCAUUGCAAAGCGAAUCUUUCCGAGUUUUUGACUGAUUCUUUUUUCGGAAACUUCACUUUUUGGGAUCUUUAUGGGAUGUAACAAAAUAUGUCACUUGAGUAACAAGGGCGUAAAAAGAGAAAAAAAAACGCAACUUCAGAUUUAUGGUUAUUCUAUCGAUUUUUCUUAGCACAAUUGAGUUUCAAGAAGUUUAGCAAAGAUCCUUUUUCAGUUGGACGACAAGAAGUCAUCGGCGGAGUCGUCCUUGGAGCCAGAGAAGCUCGAGACGAAGACCAAGGAAACUCAGCUCAAAGGUCUGCAUUUAUUGCGUUUUUCCUGAAAAUGUUGAAACUCGAAAAAAAUACGUUUUGAGACUGCUUUUCAGCAUCUUUUUAAGAAUCAAAGAUGUUAGCAUGAAAAAAGCGUUGAACCAAUUACAACGCUUCUAUACUUUUCGCUUUGAGGAGCUAUUAUAGCCAAUAAAAUCAACACCCAAACCUAAAUGAAAAUAUUCUUUUUGACUUUACUCUCUGGAGUAGAAAUAAAUAUUGGGAAGGUUGUCUUUCAGACGCUCCGAUAUCUCGUUCAAGCUCUGAAUCGAGCUACUUUUCAUCGAGCCGUGGCAACGAGGAUUUCGCAAUUUCGUCGGAAUCGGAAUAG
This is a messenger RNA of Caenorhabditis auriculariae, 16833 nucleotides long. The record is from the annotation of a GenBank genome assembly. NCBI's taxonomy places the organism in Eukaryota, Metazoa, Nematoda, Chromadorea, Rhabditida, Rhabditidae.